GAAUUUGUGAAGGAGUCUCAUGCAUAUAGGUAGGUCAGGUCACCUAGUCGUCGUCUUCUCCAUUUUCGUUCGCUCGCAAGUCAUGUUGUCGCUUGUUUUCCACUCAUUGGGAAUGUGCGUGCGAUAAAAAAAACCCUUUACAGGAACAUCGAGAUCUGUUCUAUUCACUUCUCUAUCUAUAUACCUAUUUAUAUAUAUAUAUAUAUAUAUAUAUAGAUCUGAGGGUCGUGACUUGUGAGCGAAAUGGAGAAGACGAUGAUUGGGUGGGUCGUCGUCGCAUUGAUCGUAAUGUGCAGUGCAACGAUGGUGAGAUCAGAUGGGUCUGAUCAUCGGUACAAACCUAGAGACCAGGUCCCUCUCUAUGCCAACAAGGUCGGUCCCUUCCAAAAUCCUAGCGAAACAUACCGCUAUUUCGAUCUCCCUUUCUGUUUGCCAGCUCAUCUGAAAGAGAAAACAGAAGCUCUUGGUGAAGUACUGAAUGGAGAUCGUUUGGUCACUGCUCCAUAUAAACUGGAUUUUUUAGUGGAGAAAGACUCAGAAAUUGUUUGCAAAAAGAAGCUGACAAAGAAAGAAGUUGCUCAGUUCCGAAGAGCUGUUACCAAAGACUACUACUUCCAAAUGUACUAUGAUGACUUGCCCUUGUGGGGUUUCUUGGGGAAGGUUGACAAGGAUGGAAAAGCUGACCCCAGCGAGUACAGAUAUUAUCUAUUUAAGCAUCUUCAUUUUGAGAUCCUUCACAAUAAGAAUCGUGUCAUUGAGGUUAAUGUACGAACUGACCCUAAUGCCCUUGUGGACCUUACUGAGGAUAAGGAAGUUGAUGUUGAAUUCAUGUACACUGUCAAGUGGAAGGAAACAGAUAGUCCUUUUGAGAAGAGGAUGGAGAAGUACUCACAAUCUUCUUCACUACCACACCACCUAGAAAUCCAUUGGUUCUCAAUAAUCAACUCUUGUGUGACAGUUCUACUUUUAACUGGAUUUCUUGCCACGAUUCUCAUGCGAGUCCUGAAGAAUGAUUUUGUCAAGUAUGCCCAUGAUGAGGAGAUGGCCGAAGACCAAGAAGAAACUGGGUGGAAGUACAUUCAUGGUGAUGUUUUUAGAUACCCAAAUCACAAAUCUUUGUUUGCUGCUGCUCUUGGUUCUGGCACCCAGCUAUUUACCCUUACAAUAUUUAUUUUCAUACUUGCACUGGUUGGCGUGUUUUAUCCAUACAAUCGGGGAGCUUUGUUCACUGCUCUGGUUGUCAUAUAUGCACUUACAUCUGGAAUAGCAGGAUAUAUUGCAGCUUCUUUCUACUGCCAGCUAGAGGGAACAAAUUGGGUGAGAAAUUUGAUGUUGACUGGAAGCCUGUUUUGCGGACCUCUGUUUCUCACAUUCUGCUUUCUCAAUACUGUUGCAAUUGCUUACAGUGCCACUGCAGCACUUCCUUUUGGUACAAUUGUUGUAAUUUUCCUCAUAUGGACUUUAGUAACAUCACCUUUGCUAGUAUUGGGAGGUAUUGCUGGGAAGAAUAGCAAGGCAGAAUUUCAAGCUCCUUGUCGCACUACAAAAUAUCCUAGAGAGAUCCCGCCAUUACCUUGGUACCGUGGAGCUCUUCCUCAGAUGGCGAUGGCAGGGUUUCUGCCUUUCAGCGCAAUUUAUAUUGAACUUUACUACAUAUUUGCCAGUGUUUGGGGUCAUAGGAUCUACACCAUUUACAGCAUCUUAUUUAUAGUCUUCAUCAUUCUGCUGAUUGUUACUGCUUUUAUUACUGUGGCAUUGACAUAUUUUCAACUUGCUGCUGAAGAUCAUGAAUGGUGGUGGAGGUCUUUCUUUUGCGGUGGAUCAACUGGUUUGUUUAUCUAUGGCUACUGCCUGUAUUACUACUAUGCACGAUCGGAUAUGUCAGGUUUCAUGCAGACGUCCUUCUUCUUCGGGUACAUGGCUUGCAUCUGCUACGGGUUCUUCCUCAUGCUUGGAACCGUCGGCUUUCAUGCUGCUCUCUUCUUUGUCCGUCAUAUAUACCGCUCGAUCAAGUGUGAGUAGUAAGUCAAUUAGUUGGUCUUCUGUGUUCAUGUGGUAUGCUUCAAAGGUUUGGGAUGCCAUCUCUGAUCAAGGAGGGCCAUGUAGGACAGUAGGACUUCUCAGGAGGAAGCUUCUAUUGUUUCAUAACGGCAUAAUGUGGAAAAUAUUCUUCUUCUUUUUACUUUGCGGCUCAACAAAAUAUAUUCAUAUUUUAGUUUUAGAAUCUUUUUUUUUUUUUUCUUCAUUUUGUGAAAUUCUGUUUUUGUUUCAAUGUUCUAAAAGCAAAAAUAAAUAUGGGCAGAGGACAUUUCGUAUAUUCUUUAUUAUAAGAUUUGAAUAACCAGUUCAGAGA
Cornus florida is the source of this 2353-nucleotide messenger RNA. RefSeq names its product transmembrane 9 superfamily member 2-like. The transcript is spliced from 7 exons. Gene Ontology annotation, biological process: protein localization to membrane. The record is from RefSeq and is a predicted model, not a curated record. Lineage: Eukaryota; Viridiplantae; Streptophyta; Magnoliopsida; Cornales; Cornaceae. The coding region runs from base 244 to 2022 and encodes 592 amino acids. Gene Ontology annotation, cellular component: membrane.